This is a messenger RNA of Corticium candelabrum, 1605 nucleotides long. RefSeq lists its product as uncharacterized. Lineage: Eukaryota; Metazoa; Porifera; Homoscleromorpha; Homosclerophorida; Plakinidae. Gene Ontology annotation, biological process: regulation of apoptotic process. The record is from RefSeq and is a predicted model, not a curated record. The coding region runs from base 37 to 1248 and encodes 403 amino acids. The transcript is spliced from 11 exons.
GCAAUAACGACUUUCAGUUGUCUACAUAGGAGCUGUAUGGGUGAUGAUCCUUGGGCGUCAUUACAGAAGAAUUUCGUGGCUCUGUCAAAGAAACUAGAACUAAACGAAACUCUGACAAGCAUUCUCUACCAAGAGGGUUUCAUUGACAGCCAAGACUAUGACCGUCUCAGAUCUAGCGAAAGCCACAGCAGUAAAGUAUACUUAUUGCUUGUAGAUCGCCUACCGCGUCAGUCCAGCGGUCGCUAUAGCUUAUUUUGCGAGUGUUUGAGAAAAUCUGGACAAGAUCACGUCGCUGAUAUUCUGGAACCAAGAAAACAGAGCGAUUCUUGGUCUAACUCGUCAGGUGCUAGCAGCACCCAUCUGAUACGGAAGCUAGUGAUUCCAGGGCAGUCAAGCGAUUCCCGCGAACUUGUAGAUACCAGUGUUUCUUUGAAGUUUGGAAAGUCUAUGGCCAUUUCUACAAGUUCUCCUUAUCUUUCUCACGUUCAGACUUCAACGUCUUUGUUGCAAGCUAGUCCUUUCCAAGAUGUUGAUAGUUCUUUUUUUCGUUCGGGAUAUAUGGUUGAAGGUCAGGGAAAGCUGUCAUCUAGUGUCUAUGGUUCUGGCAACUCAUUGUCAAGCCUUCAUCAAUUUUCUCGAGGACACAGUACACCACAAAGCACAUCUAUGUCUGCCCUUCAAAUUUCAUCAGGAAGUGAAUCUCAUUCAGCACAUCGACAGGUUUCUGAUCAAGAUCCGGCAUCUUUACAGGAUACUCCACCAUCAAUGGUGCCAGAACGUCGAUGCACCAUGUGUCCAACACUUCAAAGGAAAGUUUACCACUACAAAAAGGACAUAGAUACAAAAAUUGAGCAAAUUGUACAAUUGGAAGAGAAACUAUCAGCAAGAGACGACUAUUGUUCUACUUUGGAACAAGCUGUACAGGGCCUAGAACAUGAAUCUUCUAUUUUGAUUCAGGAACGCUCUGCCAUGAUUGCCAAAUUUCAGUCAUACUCUGUAGCCGCAGGAUCAGCAACUAGCAUUUCUGAGAAACUACCACAGUGGACUCUUCGUGAGAUAGACACAGAUCACAGUCUCAAACCCACCUCUGAAAGUCCGUCACUGUCAGUAAAAGAUCAAUUCUAUAUCAUUCAUAUGUCAAUUCAAAAAUGGUUUGCUGAACAUGGAGAGAAUGGAACAGCACAGCAACUCUACCAAGUCAUAGCCCAGCAAGGCAACAAGCAACUAGCUGACAACUUGUUUUCCUAAUGCAGUACAACAACCAGUACAUUGUUAUCAGUGAAUCGAUUGAAUAACGAGUUGACUUGCAGCAUUUGAACAAUGAAAUGGUAGAUGCUAUGCAUUGCAAUAAAAUGAUCCGACUGUUUUAAUUUUGUAAAUUACUGUGAGACUACAAUGAAUUGUAGUACUACAUACUUGGCAACAGCUGGCGACAGUCAUGUAUUGCUUGAUCAAAACUAAAUUAGAGUUCUUUUAGUUUCAACUAACACUUCCAAGUCUCUCAGAAGUUUAUAAUUGCCACUACAGUAUAUUCUAUAUUUUUGGUUGUGUAUUAGCUACUCGUUUCCACAUAAUUUGAAUAAAUGUAUGGGCAUACUGUGUACA